This is a messenger RNA of Neoarius graeffei (lesser salmon catfish), 3042 nucleotides long. It is a transcript of the gene ccm2, whose product is annotated as CCM2 scaffold protein. The record is from RefSeq and is a predicted model, not a curated record. The transcript has 10 exons. NCBI's taxonomy places the organism in Eukaryota, Metazoa, Chordata, Actinopteri, Siluriformes, Ariidae. The coding region runs from base 317 to 1687 and encodes 456 amino acids. Gene Ontology annotation, biological process: heart development; vasculogenesis.
CUACGCCCAAAAUGGCGGCACGAUUGAAAAGUUUGGUGCUGUUUUUGUUCUAGUUUGAAGUUUUAUUUUCUUCACUUGGUCUGGUUUAGUUCUUACACAAGUACCUGCCCUGAAGUGAAGAAAGAAGGCAGUUUUCUUCUUAUAUUGCGGUAAAUAAGUGGCAGAGCUGCGGUUUUAUUCCAGCUUGUAGAGUUUCCGAGCGGGGGAUCACUGCUCAGAUUACCCUUACUGAGACAGAGAGAGACCACUGCUUACUGAAACAAGCCCUGGCAGUCUCCUGUAUCCAAUUAAACAUGAAUAGCACUUGUACAUAGAGAUGGGGGAUGAUGAAAAGAAAAUUAAAAAGCCGGGUAUCGUGUCUCCGUUUAAGCGUGUGUUUCUGAAGGGGGAGAAAGGGAGGGAUAAGAAAGCUCAGGAGAAGUGCGCUGAACGACGGGCUCUUCACACCUUUUCGCUCUCCGUCCCUGACCACCGGAUUGACCCAGACAUCCUGCUCAACGAUUACAUCGAGAAAGAGGUCAAGUAUCUGGGGCAGCUGACCUCCGUCCCAGGAUACCUUAAUCCCUCCAGCCGCACUGAGGUUUUGCAGCUGAUUGACAAUGCCAGGAAGUCUCACCAGCUGGCAGGUCAGCUGACAUCGGAGCAAGAUGCCGUGGUCAGCCUGUCCGCAUACAACGUCAAACUGGUGUGGCGUGAUGGAGAGGACAUCAUCUUGAGAGUACCCAUCCAUGACAUCGCUGCUGUUUCCUACAUUCGAGAUGACUCCCUUCACCUGGUGAUUUUGAAAACAGCCCAAGAACCUGGAGGCUCGCCUUGUCCCAGCACAUGUCCGGAGCUGUCGAAGUCACCUACUCUGAGCUCUUUGUCCGAGAGUGGAGCUGUGGAAGUCUGCUGCCUGCUCGUGCUGGCCGUCGAGAACAAGGCAGCAGCAGAGGAGCUCUGUUUGCUCCUGAGUCAGGUCUUCCAGAUAGUCUACACAGAAUCUACCAUCGACUUCCUGGACAGGACCAUCGACUUUCUUGACGGAGCUACAACGCCCACUCGACAUCUCUCCCUCUAUAGCGAUGACUCCUCAAGCAAGGAUGUUAAAGAGCCUUUUGAAGGAGGUCCAGGCACCUUCUCGUUUCAGAACUCGGAGACAGCAGGACAUUCUCCGUGUUCAUCACCAUCAUCCACACCAGCAUCACCACAGGACAAAACAGCCAGCGAGAGUGAACUAAGCACAACAGCAGCAGAACUGCUCCAGGACUACAUGACCACGUUGAGAACAAAAUUGUCCUCUCAGGAGAUUCAGCAGUUUGCCACGCACUUGCAUGAGUACAGAAACGGUGCCUCCAUUCAUGAGUUCUGUAUCAACCUGAGACAGCUCUAUGGAGACAGCAGGAAGUUCCUCCUCCUCGGUCUUAGGCCCUUCAUCCCAGAGAAGGACAGUCAGCACUUUGAGAACUUCUUGGAAACCAUUGGUGUGAAGGAUGGCCGCGGCAUCAUCACGGACAGCUUUGGCCGCUACAGACGUACAGCCAGUUCAGCUUCUGACUCGACCACCAAUGGCAAUGGGGCAGCAGGCGGGUCGGAUGAAGGAACGGUGUCCUCCGAGGGUGAUGAGUGGGACCGCAUGAUCUCAGACAUCAGCAACGACAUUGAGGCGUUAGGGUGCAGUAUGGACCAGGACGGUGUGUCACCCUGACAGCAAAACUGUGCGCUUUAGCCAAUCACCCUUGAUACACUGACUGACUGUUACAUAGUUCACUGGUCCAUGUCACUUUGUAAAAUGAUGCUGGAAUGUCAAUACUAUGCCACCUCAGUUUAAUCCUGGCUUUUAUAUAUUUUGGUCGCCACAUUGCAGUCAGUUCAACUGGAUGAUGGUGCUUUUUGAGACACUUGAAGUGCAGGUGGACAUUCUGUAACUGUGCAUGGCACAGAUGUAUUGAUUUUCAUGAGUGUUUAUUGGCAGUAUCUGCUAUUGGUAAUGAAAGAGUAGCUUUUUAGGCUGAUCUGAGACCAGCAUUUAGGUUUCUUUUAUUUUAAGGCGCUAGGAUGAUAUCAGGAUUUGAAACUCCGUUUUAAUUCUUGUGCGUUCACAUUUAAGAUGAAUGCAAAAAUUUGGCAAGCCAUUGCAGUCAAGUGGCGAUACUGUGACGGAUGAGACGCAAAGCGAAGAGGAAUAGCUCCGUUUUUACGAAGCACAUUAAAAUGAUUCAUAUUCGUCUGUAGAUUCUGAGGUAAGUCAUGUGCGCGGAUUUCACUGGGAAAUCAAGGCAGUCGGUCGGGUAUCUUCAGUAUCGUAUGCAAAUUCAUGAAAACACGGUUCCGUCUUGACAGCAUGAGAGGGGGAUUUUGGGGAGUGGACUGGCGCUGAGACGGCAACAGAAUAUAAAAGACGUUACAGAAGAUCAGAGUUUUGAGGGAAGUAUUUUUACAUGCCCAUAUUAACAGCGUAUUGGGAGAUGAGUAAACUGGGUAUCCGCCUGAAGUAAUAAGUAUAGCCAAGGGGUGUCUUCUCGGGUUCAGUUAGCAGUUGCGUGGAUCACGGGUGUCCUGUGACUCGUCACUAAUGACAUGCAGCAUAGUCGCCACCCCCCUCCCAGUUUAGCUUAACUUCCAAUCUAGCAAGUGUUUUUAUUUCUCUCAUUGUAUUACCUGUUUGUGUUAUUCUAACUUUUAUUGCAUAACAUUUUAAACACAUUUUACUAUUACGUUUUUACAACUAGUGCUGGUUGUAAUUACCCCAUGGUUGUUUAUUUGCAAUGCACUAGGUAAGGAAUGUAGCUCUACGUAUUUGUUGGUUUGAACCAGACAGCUUGGAGUGUUUUUUAGAUUUUUUUGACAAAGCCAGUUGGCUGGCUGAUGGUGUUCAUUGUUUUGUUACACUGCAGAGCAAAUAUGUCUUAUGUUGUAGCCUUCUGAGUUUUUGGUAGCCUGACAUUGUGCCUUGUAGAACAACUGCUUAUUAUUUCAUCCAACAGGGAUGCAAGAAUCAUUCUGUAAUCUGUACAGACUGUGACCAAGGAGUUGUAUUAAAUAUUAUGUUUAGUAUUCAAA